Molecule: messenger RNA, 4376 nt
Organism: Linum trigynum
Lineage: Eukaryota; Viridiplantae; Streptophyta; Magnoliopsida; Malpighiales; Linaceae
Source: the annotation of a GenBank genome assembly
CAACUAAUUGGAGUCGAUCUUUCAACUUGUUAGACUCAAUUACCCAUUCUAUUAUCACAAAUUUUCAUUCACAAAGUGUUCUUCCCUUUGUUUUAUCGUAAAAGUAAAAUUUGUGUGUUUUUUUUUUCAAAUGACAUGUAAAAAUGGGUCAACCCGCCCCGCUCCAUACCCGCACGGGUUUUACCUGCCCCGACUCCUAGUAGCGUGGGGCGGAACGUGGAAAUUGAGAUACCCUCCCGCCUCAUUGCCAUCACUGGUGAAUAGUGAUGACUGAUGAAUGAUGAUGACGGAAUCCUGGGGUUGACCAAUGAACAGUGAGAGAGCAUGGCACAAUUGUCUAUCAUUCGCUCAUGAUGACCACCACUGGUCGAAAGUUGAACUUUGAACUUGAAGCUCCGGGGAAAAAAUGGCGAAGAAGAAAGUGAAGAAUAUAUUAAUAGAAUAUCUCGAUAAUUAUUAAGACGUUUUUUUUGUGAGAAUUAUUUUGUUCGGUUGUUUGUUGGAUUAUAUUAUUACAUUAUUCUUCCCCUGUCCCGCCAAAUUAACACUAAUCCCCAAGACUUACUGCUCCCUCUCUUUUUUUUUUUUUGGUAGAAGAGUUAAACGACAUUACUGCUCCCUCUCUGAGCUCUGAUUAGUGAUUACCAAACAAACAAACAAAAGUCCAUCCAAUUCCAUCCUCGUAGGCCAGCCAUCACCUUCCCCGGUCCAAACCUCACAAUUGCUUCUCGAGAUCUCCCAAAAUUUCCCUCUCCCCUAAAUUAAUGCCCAUUGAUCGUCUUCCAGUUUUGGAGUUUGGUCUCUCUCUCUCCAUCGUAUACUAAGAUCUGAAUAUUCUCUCUUUGCCUCGGCAACUUUGAUCUCCACGUGAUCGUACAAAUCAGAGUUGAAAAUUCAGAAUCAGGGCAAAAUCAGCACCCUCCGUUGAUUCAUCUCCCUUUUCAAUUUCAUGGUUUUUCCCUUUCUGAUGCAUCCUCCGUCGCCUUUAUUAUCUUCCCUAUUCCCCGCCUCCUCUUCUCUUUUCAUUUCCAUCUCCAUACCCGUCUCCACCAUCUAUUCCUCUGCUCAAUCAGAAACCAUUUCCUUCGUUCUUUAACCUUCCCCCCCCCCCCCCCCCCCCCCCCCCCCCCCCCUCUUUCGUUUUGGACCCUUUUUCCUCUCUCUUCGUGGGUUUCUUGUUCCGGUCAAGAUGAGUGUUGCCAAGUCUCAGGUAUGGCAGCCGUGUAAAAAGAAGAGGUCUUGAUCGCAUAACCGCACCAGCUCUAGGGCAGCCAGAUUCAAUUGGGGUUCGAAUUUAAUUCUGUUAAUAAUAAUAAUAAUUGGGGAAAGUGGGUCUUGAGGAGAUUGGAAAUUCUGUCUGCUUGAUUGCCGAUAGCCGACAGAGAGAGGCCAGGAGAAGGCGGAGGGCGAGGGAUUUUGUGGGGUUAAUAUGGCGACUAGAGGGCAUGGACACGGGCACGGACAUGGUGGAAGCGGGAGCAGAACUCGCGUAGGGAGGUACGAGCUCGGAAGGACGCUUGGGGAAGGAACCUUUGCGAAGGUGAAGUUUGCCAGGAAUGUUGAGAAUGGUGAGAACGUAGCCAUUAAGAUUCUCGACAAGGAGAAAGUCCUUAAACACAAGAUGAUCGCUCAGAUCAAGCGAGAAAUAGCAACCAUGAAGCUUAUUCGACACCCAAAUGUCAUCCGUAUGUACGAGGUGAUGGCAAGCAAGACAAAAAUUUACAUCGUCAUGGAAUUCGUGACUGGUGGUGAACUUUUCGACAAAAUUGCAAGUAGAGGGAGGCUGAAAGAAGACGAAGCAAGGAAGUAUUUUCAGCAGCUUAUAAAUGCAGUCGAUUAUUGCCACAGUAGGGGUGUAUAUCAUCGAGAUCUAAAGCCUGAGAAUCUGCUUCUAGAUGCUUCUGGAGUCCUUAAAGUCUCAGACUUUGGAUUGAGUGCAUUGCCUCAGCAAGUUCGAGAAGAUGGGUUACUCCACACUACAUGUGGAACGCCCAAUUAUGUUGCUCCAGAGGUAAUCAACAAUAAAGGUUAUGAUGGAGCCAAGGCGGAUUUAUGGUCUUGUGGUGUGAUUCUUUUUGUCUUGAUGGCUGGUUACUUGCCUUUUGAAGAUUCUAACCUCAUGCAACUGUACAAAAAGAUUUUUAAAGCGGACUUCUCUUGCCCUCCGUGGUUCUCCACCAGUGGAAAAAAACUAAUCAAAAGGAUAUUGGAUCCUAAUCCAGCUACGCGAAUCACUAUUGCUGAGGUUAUUGAAAAUGAGUGGUUUAAGAAAGGGUACAAGCCACCUGUUUUUGAACAAGCUGAUGUUAGUCUUGAUGAUGUGGACUCCAUCUUCAAUGAUUCAGCGGACACUCGGAAUCUUGUUGUGGAGAGGAGGGAAGUUGGACCUGUUGGUCCUGUGGCCCCUGUGACCAUGAAUGCUUUUGAAUUGAUCUCUACAUCUCAGGGUCUCAAUCUCAGUAGUCUGUUCGAGAAACAGAUGGGACUUGUUAAACGUGAAACUAGAUUUGCAUCAAAAAGUUCUGCUAAUGAGAUAAUGACACAAAUUGAAGCAGCAGCAACACCUUUGGGUUUUGACGUGAAGAAGAACAACUUCAAGAUGAAGCUUCAAGGAGAGAAGACUGGGCGUAAAGGUCACCUGUCAGUUGCAACUGAAAUCUUUGAGGUUGCUCCUUCUCUUUACAUGGUUGAGGUUCGCAAGUCUGGUGGUGACACCCUGGAAUUCCACAAGUUUUACAAUAACCUGUCGACUGGAUUGAAGGAUAUCGUUUGGAAAACAGUGGAUGAAGAAAAGGAGGAAGGAAACAUACAGAUUGAAAGCACAAGUUGAAACAGGUAUGUGGGUGAGAGGAAAUGGAAAAGUACUUUCCUUACAACUGCAAGAGUCAUUCCAAAAAAAAAAAAAAAUAAUAAAUAAAUAAAGAGCAACAAAACUGCAUGAACGAGGCACAUCUGUGCUUCUUUCUAGUAGUGGCCAUAUCGAACUGUUGUCGAAUCACCUUAACAUAUACGAGAUCGCCAUAUUUGGGGGAGCAAGUGAAACCCAUUUGACAAAAACUAUCCUUGGAGGCCAUAGACAUGUAGGAGUUGUGCCUUCCAGAUAUUUGUCAGCAGAAAGUUUGUUAUGUGCUGUUUCUAACAUGCAGCUUUUCCAUUGUCCAGCAGGUUUACUUGAUAAUAAAUGUCUGUUGACCUCAGCUUCGUCCUGGGAGCUGCAAUGGGAUUGGGAUAUCUGUCUACUGCUAGUACCUUUGGUUUAGCCUUUACAAAGGACUAGAAAGUUUGAUGCAUAUAAUGGAGCAACAAAAAAUAAUAUGUUGAGUGCGUAUAUAUUAUAGUUGUGGGUGUGUUGCAGUAGAAGCAGCUACUAAGAAUAGGCUGUUAAGACGGCAUAUUAUGAAACUAUAAUAUGAAGUCUGUGCUUGUAAACUUGGACCUGUGAAUGUGAAGCUGCCACUGUGGCGAGUUUCUCUGCUUUGUUUUGUUCGAGUGAGUAGGAUCAAAACUCACCAACCGGGAUUGCAGAUGGGAAAACAGUAAAUAGUGCGGUUUGUUUUGUCUGUGAAAAUGGGAAGCUGGUGAGCCAUAUUCUAGAUCAGAGAAUAACAAAAUUGUAUUCUCUGCAAGUUAAAAAAAAUUCCUUCUACGGUUACUAGUCUGUAAGUUAAAAGUUAGUUGAAGUAGAAAGAAGAUCUAGUUAGUCAUAUAAUGCGUUACCAUGUUCACACGAAUGUUCAAACAAAUCAUACUCAAUUGAGAGUCUUUUUCGUGCGAGUCACAUCUAUGAAGAAUAUGUUUUUUAGAGGUCGAGGACUGCCACUAUACUUCUAUGGAUCAUCGUUCUUGGUAACCUCCAUAAUUUUGGUUGUGCUUGUUGCCAAGCUAGAUUGUCAUUGGUAACAUUAAUAAGUUUGCUAAGUGAUACUAACCAUCAAAGCCCUAUGUUUUAUAACUAAAUGCAAGAAUGAGAUUAUGGCACGCCCAAGACGUAGAGGAAUCAACAUAAACUGAUGAAAAGAGAUUAAAAUAUCCGAAUGAUUCUCGCUUUGUAAUGUUCUUACCACUUUCAAUUUGACCAACUCCUCACCUUUUAACUGGACACUCUUAGAGGUAAUGACCAACAUAAGCUAAGAUUGUACAAUGGUGACUUUGGAAUGCUGUCUCUAGCAUGAUACUUGAGUCCUUUAUGUGCCUCCAAAGCUUAUUUCUUUGCAUGCACUACAUGGUAUUCUACCUUCAUCGCAAGCAUUGCGGACUUGUGGUUUGAAUUGUGUGAUAGGUUUGUCAUGUUUGUAGAAACUAGAAAGAGAUACUUUUUUUCAUAUUUAAAAGAUUAUCAACUUCAAUCAAAAUACCGAUAAAUAUGAUAAAUUUUU